Hyaena hyaena (striped hyena) is the source of this 2499-nucleotide messenger RNA. RefSeq names its product WD repeat and SOCS box containing 2 (gene WSB2). The coding region runs from base 96 to 1310 and encodes 404 amino acids. Gene Ontology annotation, molecular function: protein binding. The transcript has 9 exons. The record is from RefSeq and is a predicted model, not a curated record. Lineage: Eukaryota; Metazoa; Chordata; Mammalia; Carnivora; Hyaenidae. Gene Ontology annotation, biological process: intracellular signal transduction.
CGGGGCCGGGGCGGGCGGCGUGGGGGCGGCAUGAGGGCCGGUGGCCCGGGGGGCUGAGGCGCCCGCCGCCUGCCGCAGGGCCGCACGCGUCCUCCAUGGAGGCCGGAGAGGAACCGCUGCUGCUGGCCGAGCUCAAGCCCGGGCGCCCCCACCAGUUCGACUGGAAGUCGAGCUGCGAAACCUGGAGCGUGGCCUUCUCCCCAGAUGGUUCCUGGUUCGCGUGGUCUCAAGGACACUGCAUUGUCAAGCUGAUCCCCUGGCCACUGGAGGAGCACUGCAUCCCUAAAGGGUUUGAAGCCAAAAGCCGGAGCAGCAAAAAUGACACCAAAGGGCGGGGCAGCCCAAAGGAGAAGACUCUGGACUGUGGGCAGAUCGUCUGGGGUUUGGCCUUCAGCCCGUGGCCCUCCCCACCCAGCAGGAAGCUCUGGGCACGCCACCAUCCCCAGGUGCCAGAUAUCUCUUGCCUGAUCCUCGCUACGGGACUCAAUGAUGGGCAGAUCAAGAUUUGGGAGGUGCAGACAGGGCUCUUGCUUUUGAAUCUUUCCGGCCACCAAGAUGUCGUGAGAGAUCUAAGCUUCACACCCAGCGGCAGUUUGAUUUUGGUGUCGGCAUCUCGGGAUAAGACUCUUCGCAUCUGGGACCUGAAUAAACACGGCAAACAGAUCCAGGUGUUAUCGGGCCACCUGCAGUGGGUUUACUGCUGCUCCGUGUCCCCGGACUGCAGCAUGCUGUGCUCGGCAGCCGGAGAGAAGUCGGUCUUUCUCUGGAGCAUGCGGUCCUACACGUUAAUCCGGAAGCUGGAGGGCCACCAAAGCAGUGUUGUCUCUUGUGACUUCUCACCCGACUCUGCCUUGCUCGUCACGGCUUCUUACGAUACCAACGUGAUCAUGUGGGACCCCUACACGGGCGAGAGGCUGAGGUCACUCCACCACACCCAGCUUGACCCCCCCAUGGACGACAGCGAUGUCCACAUUAGCUCCCUGAGAUCUGUGUGCUUCUCGCCCGAAGGCCUGUACCUCGCCACGGUGGCCGAUGACAGACUCCUCAGGAUCUGGGCCCUGGAACUCAAAACUCCCAUUGCAUUUGCUCCUAUGACCAAUGGUCUUUGCUGCACAUUUUUUCCACAUGGUGGAGUUAUUGCCACAGGGACAAGGGAUGGCCACGUCCAGUUCUGGACAGCUCCUAGGGUCCUGUCCUCACUGAAGCACUUAUGCCGGAAAGCCCUUCGAAGUUUCCUAACCACCUACCAAGUGCUAGCACUGCCGAUCCCCAAGAAAAUGAAAGAGUUCCUCACUUACAGGACUUUUUAAGUCACGCUCCAUAGUCUCAUAACUUGUUUUCUUUGUAGCAGGAUAAACCUCCGUGGCAGAGGAGGAGCUGGGCCAAAGGGCCCAACAUCAGGUCUUGGCUUGGAAGGGAAUUUGUCUUCGGGGUGUGAACAGAGUGUAGCAAAACCAGAUACCGGUGGACUAGUCACCAGUGUUUUUCUCCAUGACACGGGGAGGUCCGUCACAGAGGGGGACUCCAGUUCCGCGACGGCUGAGCCUUCCCUUAAACCCUCAGUCCCCUUACAGACAGCAGCACCCAACACUUUUCAAAGUCAUGUUUUUGAGUCAAAGCGCAGUUACUCAUGUUGAUUCGGUAGGAAGAGUAACCAGGCCUCAGGAGCCUCUCUGUAGGGGUGGGGUUGGGUCCCUCGACUGGCAGGUGUGGCUUCUGCCCCAUACUUCUGCGUUGUCAUGUUUCACAUACAGCGGUGACAUUGUCCGAAGUUCUCUCCUGCUGUGUCAGAGUGGCUUUGAUGUUGGCAAGCACUGUCCUUCCUCAGGCCCCCCUCUGACCGGCAGGACAAAGUUUCCAUGGAGCCGUGUCCCCUGAGGUAUUGACUAAAUUGCAGGUGACUCAGAGGCCGUGCUCCUGACUGAUACACUAUACAAGGCGCUCUUUUUUUUUUUUUUAUAACCAGUGGUGUGCAUGUGCAGGCGAUGACAGAUGUGUACGUCCGGUUCCACACGGAUGUCCCCCUAAACUGCAUGACUGUUCAGGUGGCCACCGCGUUGGCAGGUGUUUGCCAUUUGUAGCCUAUUUAUUUGUAUUUUCUCAGCAGAUGUUAAGGUACAGCUGUGUCUCCCUCCACGGUAUCUAAAAACCAUAGUUGUUAAGUCCAACGGUUGACGUCUCUUCUUGAGUGUGGGAAGUGGUGUGGUGGCCCCUUGGGCUGGGUCUCACGUACGCGGUCUGCCUUUGCUGCUUCACCUCAUCGGACCGAUCAGCCGUGUCCCCUCCGCCCCGGCACAGACGUAGCUCCUUGAAAGUACUGUUCUCCUUCAGCGGCGUGUAGUUCUCUGAUCAGGACACCUCAUCCCAAUGAAACCUGCCUUUGGAAAAUUUAAUAUAUUGUAAAUUAUUUUAAAAGAAACACACCACCUUAUCCUUUGGCUUUCUUACUAGGUGCUUUGUGGAGGCCAGUGUAAUGUUAUAAAACUUGUUGCAAAAGUA